Messenger RNA from Owenia fusiformis, 467 nucleotides. The record is from the annotation of a GenBank genome assembly. Lineage: Eukaryota; Metazoa; Annelida; Polychaeta; Sabellida; Oweniidae.
GUAAGCCCGGCUCAAAUCUUUGGAAACAGUUCCUUGAUCAGUAAAAGAAGUGUAAACGAGGCACAGAUACAAGGAUUGGCUGCAUACGACAGAAUGAUUAGGAGCAUCCCUAUUUCAAGCAAUGCAAUCACCCUGGAACAACCUGAAAAGUCAUUCUCUAUUAGAGAGGCAUUUGGUAAGACGUCAUGGCCUGUUGCACUGCUGUGUAUGGUAGCCCUGGCUUUAAACAUCACCCUUGUUGUGGCUUUAGUUGUGCGUAGGAUCCGAAAGAGACAGCCUUCUCACUAUCACAGUGUACCAGAUAAUGCCUUCUAAACCGUACAUGAAUUUGACUGAAUGAGCUGUAUACAAAAUACAACAUCAAAUACACUGCAAUGUCACAAUUUAGCAUGGAAACAACAUAUAGCUUAGAGAUCUGUGGAAACGGAUCUAUUUGAACAUGGACUUUAGAAUUUGAUAUAACCGUA